Notolabrus celidotus (New Zealand spotty) is the source of this 3094-nucleotide messenger RNA. RefSeq names its product ring finger protein 11b (gene rnf11b). The coding region runs from base 461 to 925 and encodes 154 amino acids. The record is from RefSeq and is a predicted model, not a curated record. Lineage: Eukaryota; Metazoa; Chordata; Actinopteri; Labriformes; Labridae. The transcript is spliced from 3 exons.
GCUCUACGUCUCCACAUCACCACCUUGUGGAAAGUCCCUGACAGUCUACGAGGCUUCAGUCAGACAAACAGCGGACAGAUUCUCCCUGAUGAAUGGGGCUGUUUAAAAUCUCUUUCGCUGAUAUGCCUCAAUGGAUAUAAAAUCCAGUGAGUUUUCCUCGUUUGUAGUUUUUUGUGCCAAUCGAUGGUUCCCUGUGAGUGCUAGCUAGUGUUAGCAGACUAGCUCUUUGUGUGGCUAGCUGCUAGCUGAGGGAUGUUUUGUUGUUGUUGAGCUGGGCAGCCCUUCCGUCGUCUGGGAGAGGAGAUCUAUCAGCUGUGUAUGGAAAAAAACGCCUUCUCGACACUUUCUCAUUCUGUCAUAAUUUAUGUGAAGGUGGUGCGUGAAACACUGCUGUGAAACCUUUAGGUUAGAAGAGAUACUCAAAGAGAGAGAGGGGACAGGUUGACGGAAAAGGAAGGAGAUGGGAAACUGUCUGAAAUCUCCCACCUCGGAUGAUAUUUCUUUGCUGCAUGAAUCCCAGUCGGACCGGGCCAGCUACGGAGACGGUACGGAUCCCGAUCUGGAACCACCUCCUCCCUAUCAGGAGCAGAUUCAUGUACCUGUCUACCACCCUACACCCAGCCAAGCCCGGUUGGCAACCCAGCUGACAGAGGAGGAACAGGUCCGCAUCGCCCAGCGGAUCGGACUCAUCCAGCACCUCCCCAAAGGCGUAUACGAUGCUGGGCGGGACGGCUCAGAGAAAAAGAUCAGAGAGUGUGUCAUUUGCAUGAUGGACUUUGUAUAUGGAGACCCCAUCCGGUUCCUGCCUUGCAUGCACAUCUACCACAUGGACUGUAUAGAUGACUGGCUGAUGAGAUCCUUCACCUGCCCCUCCUGCAUGGAGCCUGUGGACGCCGCGUUGCUCUCUUCCUAUGAGACCAACUGACAAAUACACACACACACACACACACACACACACACACACACACACACACACACACACACACACACACACACACACACACACACACACACACACACACACACACACACACACUUAAAUUAGACUGAAUACACACAUAUACAACAUGCACACAAACAGACAUACACACAACUUCCUUCUUGCUAACCUGUAUGCUGGAUUAGUAAGGUGUUGACAUAAAGCAGUGACAAUGGACAGGAUUGAAGAAGAUUUAGAACGCUCUGUGUGUGUGUGUGAUUGUGUCUGUGUGCCUCACAAAUUCCUCAGUUUGCCUGCUGGACAGGAUUGGAGGGAUGAGCAGAGCUAGUGGUAAGGAUGAGAAGGAAGGAGCUGAAUCACAAGAUGAGGAUGGGAGUUGUAAAGUUCAGGAAGUUUAGGGGGAUGGAUGAUGGUUCACUUAUAUCAUUAAGAAGAAAGAAUGCUUUCUAAAAUCUGAUUUUAUAAACAUAUGCACACACGCAAGGGGGCCCAGCUGCACUUUUUUAUUCCCUCUCUAUCAUUAAAGUGAAUGACAGAAUACAGGCACAAGGACCUCUGACCACCACAAGGGUCAGUCAGCAUACUGUCUGUCGGACUGCUGAAGAUUACUGUAACGUCAAUCUACAAGACAGAGGGAAUGGAAGCCCCUCCAGUUUCCAGAUGCUUUGUUGUGGCUCCACACAGACGCCUGCUGCAGAGUCAUAUCUGCUGCAAAACUGCUACACAUGCAGAUAUGCAAUUUAAAGACUGCCCGAGAUGGACAACAGACUACCGAUAUUGCUUGUUCUCGGCACCCAGGCCUUGAGUUGUACAGAUCUUUCCUGAGAUAUAUAAGAUUGAUAGGUGGAUUAAUUGAUAGUCCUGUGGCUUCGUAAAAAUCUGUUCAGUGUUUGUUUUGUCAGUCUGCAUAAGGGCUCUGCAGGACCAGUGUUUACUGAGCACAGACAUGGCAAAAGGUAACAGUAUAUCAUCCACUGAUGUGAUGGAUAACUGAUACACUGUUGUUGUCAGGCUGUUGACUCGGUCACAGUGAGAUCUCGAACUUUCAUAAUCGAUUGAAAAGUACAAUAAGACCAGCUGUAAAAACAGUGGUACAAAUCAGAGAUAUUUGCACUUCUUAAUCAGACUUGUGACAAGAGUUGACCAUUUGCAUUCAGUAGUUAUGUUAAAAUGAUGUAUGUUAUUUGCUUUACCUACUCUCAUGUUACCAUGCCACUGAUUUGUUUAUUACAGGUUUAUUACAUUAAUCAAAGAAAUGAACCACUCUGAAAUUUGAAAGCCCUGUUUUCUUCCAAAGAAUUAUAUUGUAAUAACAAAAUGAGGACUUAAAUGCAACCACACACAAACUGGCAGAUGCCAUAACAAGGAUAGAAGUUGAUACAGAUUAAGAGAUGGGCAUUGUGUCAGUUCAUGUUGGACGCUGGUAAAUGGGUAUUUAUGAAAUGCUUACAUAGUUCUUUGUGAAGAUAAACCGUAAAGUUAUUAUUUUUUUCCCCUGACAUCAAUUUUAGGCCUCAAUCUGAAUGAACUCAACAUUGUGAAAUGUCUAUUAUCCAAGUCACCCAGUUUACUACUAAAGCACAAAAAAGUACAAUUAUUCUGAUCUAUUUCUCCUCUCCCCCCGUAACUUUGGCUCCUCAGUGAGUCAGCAAGGUUUUGAAUUAUGCAGAGAAAUGAUAACCACAUGAUCUCCACCUGUGAGAAGGCAUGAUGCAGAUCCAAUGCAGUUUGCAAACAUGCCUUUUGUUAUCUGUUUGUGUGUGUUUUUACCUGGGUGUGUGUUUGUACCCGGCUGUAUAGCCUUUGUGUGUAUGUUCCCGAAAGGUCAGGUGGUGGAGAUGGCAGUCAGCACCUUAGUCUUUGCACAGUACUUUAAUCUACGUAACUCUUACUGUUGUACAUUGUCCUCCAUCAGUUAGGUGGAGCCUCAUGGCCUUAGGUUACACAUGAUGAGGGUUUGAAUCAGCUGCUAAAAUUAGAGAAAUCGGUUACCUGCAAGAAACAACGAAGGGAUUGUACACAAACUGUUUUGACUGCCAAUGCUGCUGCUGAGCUGUCAUUGUACAUGUCACGUCAAGUAUAAUACAUAAGGUGUGUAUAGAAACAAGUUCUGCAACAAUGUCACUGAACUAAUAAAUAAAAUUGUAAGUGUUU